AUAUGGCAGCCUGUAUUAGGGAACUACUAGAUCCCAUUCUGUGUCCUGCUCAGUUCCCUUUCCAGACAUGGAGCCGCUGACCAUAUUCCUCUGCCUUUUUAUUUUCUUACUUUUACUCUUUACAUGGAAGACACACAAGCGACGAGUUCAAUUGCCCCCUGGACCCUAUCCUCUUCCGCUGCUAGGAAAUGUGCUACAGGGGAUCACUGUGCUGUAUGACUCUUAUCGCAAGCUUUCUGAGCAGUAUGGCCCAGUGUUCACUGUGUGGCUGGGUUCCACACCAAUGGUGGUACUCUGUGGGUAUGAGGUGCUGAAAGAUGCUUUGAUUAACCACUCUCAAGAAUUUGGUGCUCGAGGAGCCUUUCCAGUACCUGAGAGACUGACUGAUGGAUAUGGUGUCAUUUCAACCAAUGGCACUCGCUGGCAGCAGUUGCGCCGCUUUUCAGUCACCGUAUUAAGAAACUUUGGAAUGGGGAAGCGGUCAAUGGAGGAGAGAAUACAUGAGGAGACUCAGCACCUUAUACAGGCUGUACAGCACACAGGAGGAGAAGCAUUUGAUCCUCUCUAUUUACUUGGCCGAGCAGUAAACAACAUUAUUAACCUUAUAGUGUUUGGAAGACGCUGGGACUAUAAGGAUAAGAUGAUGAUCAAAUUGUUUAACAUCAUAAAUAGCAUUUUACUUUUCCUCCGAUCCCCAUUAGGAGUGAUUUAUUCGGCAUUAUACCAGAUAAUGCAGCACCUUCCCGGCCCACAUCAGAAGAUAUUCCAUGACAGUGAGACAGUGAAAUCUUUUAUCAGAGAGCAGAUUAAUUCUCAUAAAGAAACACUGGAUUCGGAUUCCCCACGGGACUAUAUUGACUGCUUCCUCAUCAAAGCUAAUCAGGAAAAGGACCACCACUCAAGUGAAUUCAGCCAAGAAAAUCUGGUGAACACAGUGUUCGAUUUCUUUGUAGCAGGGACAGAGACCGCCACAAACACCAUUCAGUUCAGCUUGCUAGUCAUUAUUACAUACCCCCAUAUUCAAGCCCAGGUUCAGAAGGAAAUAGACAAAGUAGUUGGCCCUGAUCGAUUGCCUGGGAUUGCAGACCGAGCCCAGAUGCCAUACACUAAUGCUGUUAUUCAUGAGAUCCAUCGGUUCUUGGACCUUGUGCCACUGUCACUCCCUCAUAUGGCAACACAGGACACAGUAUGUAGGGGUUUCAGGAUCCCUAAGGGAACAACAGUCAUUCCACUAAUUGGCUCAGCCCUAUGUGACCCGGCCCACUGGGAAACACCUGAGGAAUUCAAUCCUGAGCACUUCCUAAACCAGAAUGGAGAGUUUUAUAUACCGCCAGCGUUCAUGCCAUUCUCAGCAGGAAAGAGAGUGUGCCUGGGAGAAGGGCUGGCUCGUAUGGAAAUCUUCCUCUUCUUCACUGCCCUGCUGCAGAAAUUCACAAUCAGAGUUGCCAAUCAGACUGAUACAUUCAACCUGAGGACGCUGAGGAGGGCCUUCCGGAAAAAGGGGCUAUUCUAUCAGCUGAGAGCCAUGCCUAGAACCUGUACUGUGGAGAAAUAAUAUAAUAAAUCUGUACAUCUGCAAAUUAAUAUAUAUUUGGAUCUACAUUCAAACUAAAUCUAAAUGAAUCUGGUAUCUGUGCUUGAACUGUAAAUUCUUUUUACUCUUUUUUUAAGCUCUUGUUAAAGUUAAAGAAUGUUCCUUUUUUGUAAAGCAUUUCUUUCCCUUUGGUUUAUUUUUCAUCAAUUGGUUGUAAGUGCAAAUUAAAGGCAUUUUACUAUCUGUUAA
This is a messenger RNA of Xenopus tropicalis (tropical clawed frog), 1783 nucleotides long. RefSeq names its product cytochrome P450, family 2, subfamily C, polypeptide 8, gene 2 (gene cyp2c8.2). Gene Ontology annotation, cellular component: endoplasmic reticulum membrane. The record is from RefSeq and is marked provisional. The transcript is spliced from 9 exons. Gene Ontology annotation, molecular function: heme binding; oxidoreductase activity, acting on paired donors, with incorporation or reduction of molecular oxygen; oxidoreductase activity, acting on paired donors, with incorporation or reduction of molecular oxygen, reduced flavin or flavoprotein as one donor, and incorporation of one atom of oxygen. Lineage: Eukaryota; Metazoa; Chordata; Amphibia; Anura; Pipidae. The coding region runs from base 68 to 1555 and encodes 495 amino acids.